This is a messenger RNA of Symphalangus syndactylus (siamang), 2327 nucleotides long. RefSeq names its product tubulin tyrosine ligase like 2 (gene TTLL2). Gene Ontology annotation, biological process: protein polyglutamylation; microtubule cytoskeleton organization. The record is from RefSeq and is a predicted model, not a curated record. Gene Ontology annotation, molecular function: tubulin binding; tubulin-glutamic acid ligase activity. Lineage: Eukaryota; Metazoa; Chordata; Mammalia; Primates; Hylobatidae. Gene Ontology annotation, cellular component: ciliary basal body.
UUAACACUUCAGCUGGAUCCCGGGUCAAAUGGAAAGUUGCUCUGGGGCUGUCUGUCCUUUAAGCAGUGAAUGUGCUGAAAAGAUGAAAUGUGAAGAGAAAGACUCUUAGUUAUUUUUGCAGAGCCUGUCUUGGACAGAAGAAAGCACCAAAACUAGGAGCUGUUGGCUAAGGAGGCUGCCGUCCCUGGGAGCCGCUCUCUCCUACCGCAACCUGUUUUCCCUCAGUCUUCCGGGCAAACCAGUGGGCCCUCAUCUACAGAUCAGGAUUCCCGCAGUGAUGGAAUACAUUAUUUUUGGCUGACUUCCUUGCCAUGGGACCCCAUACACCCAGGAAUAUCAUCAAGCAACACUGGAGAUGCUGCGUGUUCAUUGUUGAUGCUGCUUUGUUCACAGAUCUUUGAGAACCACCACCCCAGCCUGUACCCUUAAUAUUCCAUCUGAGGCAAACCACACUGAGCAGCCGCCUGCAGGCCUGGGAGCAAGGCUACAGGAAGCAGGUGUCUCCAUCGCUCCCUGGCAAGGCCUCCCAACAUGGAGAAAAAGAAAAGAAAACCUCAUUUGAUGGCGGAAGAUGAACCUUCAGGGGCCCUCUUGAAGCCGCUGAUUUUUCGCGUUGACGAGACCACCCCGGCUGUGGUGCAAAGCGUCCUCCUGGAGCGGGGGUGGAAUAAGUUUGAUAAGCAGGAGCAGAACACGGAGGACUGGAACCUGUAUUGGAGGACGUCCUCUUUCCGAAUGGCCGAACACAUCAACGUUAAACCGUGGCAGCAGCUAAACUACCACCCUGGAACCACCAAGCUUACCAGGAAAGACUGUUUGGCCAAACACCUGAAGCACAUGAGGAGGAUGUACGGCACUUCCCUGUACCAGUUCAUCCCCCUGACGUUCGUCAUGCCCAACGACUACACCAAGUUUGUGGCUGAAUACUUUCAGGAGAGGCAGAUGCUGGGCACCAAGCGUAGCUAUUGGAUUUGCAAGCCUGCCGACUUAUCUCGUGGGAGGGGGAUACUAAUUUUCAGUGACUUUAAAGACUUCAUCUUUGAUGAUAUGUACAUAGUGCAGAAAUAUAUCUCCAACACUUUACUUAUUGGCAGAUAUAAAUGUGAUCUCCGCAUCUAUGUUUGUGUUACUGGCUUUAAGCCUUUGACCAUUUAUGUUUAUCAGGAAGGGUUGGUUCGCUUUGCCACGGAAAAGUUUGACCUCAGUAACUUGCAAAACAAUUACGCCCAUUUGACCAACAGCAGCAUCAAUAAAUCCGGGGCCUCUUAUGAAAAGAUCAAAGAAGUGAUUGGUCGUGGUUGUAAGUGGACGCUCAGCAGAUUUUUUUCCUACCUUCGUAGCUGGGAUGUGGACGAUCUGCUUUUGUGGAAGAAAAUCCACCACAUGGUUAUUCUCACCAUUCUCGCGAUUGCACCAUCCGUCCCCUUUGCUGCCAAUUGCUUUGAGCUCUUUGGGUUUGAUAUUUUGAUUGAUGACAACCUGAAACCAUGGCUUUUAGAGGUCAACUACAGCCCAGCCUUGACCUUGGAUUGUUCAACAGAUGUGUUGGUGAAGAGAAAACUUGUCCAUGAUAUUAUUGACCUGAUUUACUUAAAUGGUCUAAGAAAUGAGGGGAGAGAAGCCAGUAAUGCCACACAUGGAAAUUCCAACGACGCUGCAAAAAGUGACAGAGGUGGGCUUGAUGCUCAUGACUGUCUUCCUUAUGAUUCUCUUUCGUUCACAAGCAGAAUGUACAACGAGGAUGACUCUGUGGUGGAGAAAGCUGUGAGUGUGCAUCCUGAAGUUGCACCUGCCUCCCAGCUGGAAGGAGAGAUGAGUGGGCAGGAUUUUCGUCUGUCAACAAGGGAGAUGCCACAAAGCAAGCCCAAGUUACAGAGCAGGCACACGCCUCACAAGACACUCAUGCCCUACGCGUCCCUCUUCCAGUCGCACUCCUGCAAGAAGAAGACCUCCCCACGUGUCCUCUCAGACCAUGGCAAAGCUCCAGAUCCCCAAGCAGGCAACUUUGUUCUUGUUUUUCCUUUCAAUGAAGCGACUCUCGGAGCUUCCAGGAAUGGAUUAAAUGUCAAAAGAAUAAUCCAAGAGCUCCAGAAACUAAUGAAUAAGCAACAUUCUUAAGUGGUAAAAAAUCAAAUUAAGAAAAAGUGACACAGAUUUUUACAAACCAAGGAUUCCUCUCCUAGAGAAAGCAAUAGUUCAAGUCCCUACCUGUGCCACCAGCAUGUUAACUACGACAUUGGGACUGAAGAUGUGGCCAUAUGUAUAAAUGUAAGAGCUCUGACAAAGCAUAAUAUGUUCCAGUGGUGAUUAAACUACAUUACAUCCCA